This is a messenger RNA of Postia placenta MAD-698-R-SB12, 1014 nucleotides long. RefSeq lists its product as hypothetical. The transcript is spliced from 6 exons. Lineage: Eukaryota; Fungi; Basidiomycota; Agaricomycetes; Polyporales; Adustoporiaceae. The record is from RefSeq and is a predicted model, not a curated record. Bases 1 to 1014 code for a protein of 337 amino acids.
AUGGCACCAACGGCAGCUGCAGGGUCUGGGGGCGGUCAUGCACAGCGCCACACGGCCACGGUGGCCUUACGUACACGUCCAAUACGCACCGAGCGAGGGGAUCGAUCGACACAGCUCCCGACGGCAUCAGCGUCCAAACAAUCGAGCUGGGCCCGUGCGCUUCUGUGCCUCCGCACCCGGGGCUCUAAUCACCGUCGUCGGGCCCUCGUGGCGGUGUCCGCAGGGACGCGCUUCGGCGCGGGCGCUGGGCCGCGGACCUUGUUAUGCCAGAGGGGCCAGGCAGGCAUCCUGGAUGGCCGAGCGUCGAGUAUCGGUGUCCGGACCUACGAUAUCCAUUUUGAAGGCGCCGCCCCUGCUUCCGACCGCUGUCUAGCGCGAUCCGGACCCUGCGCCUGCGAGACGGAGCGAUCUGGCCUGCGCUGGUGGCGGUACAGGAGCCUGUGGAUCGGUGCAUAUUUAGAAGCGGGUGGAGGCUAUAGUCGGAGCGGGUGCGCGAUCGGGUGCGCGUCUUGUUGUGCGCCCGCGUUCCGCGCACAAGUGGGGGCGCUGCGCGGAGGUCAGGCCAGGCCACGUAGGGAGCCAGAGGGAUUGGACGAGCGGGCGUAUGGCGCGGAUAACGACGCGGCCUGGACGCACCUGGGAAGGCGCGGCUCAUAUGAUACACGCACGCGGGGUCAGCAGGCGAUAGACGCAGGACGCGGAGGUCAGAAGGCGCGCGCGGUGCGAGCGACGCAUCCGACUGCACCCCGGGAUGUGCACUUCCCGAUGCGGGCUGGUCGUGGUUCAGUGUAUUGCGUAGCUCAGCGGAUAAUUGGAAGCCCGAUGCUGGGUGGUAGGAACGCCAGCGGAUGCGGUCAUGACGCGGGCAGGCUGGGCCCGGCAGCGGGGAAGAAAACGAACGCGAUCGUGGUGACGGUGAACGUGGACGGUAAUGGACGUUGGAGGCUUGCGAAUCCGGACGCCGCGAUUGGGUUACGUCCGGAGAUCGUCCGCGGUGGUCAGUCCGGGGGUUGA